UUGCUGAUUUUUUCUUUCUUUGAUUCCAAAAUGUCUUGUCAUUUUUGGUUGUCAUCCAUAUGGAUUUUGUUGUUACAAUUAUCUAGCGAAUGUUAUGGCGAUGAACAGAUUUGGACUCCAAAUUCUGUCAAUAAUGACAUUCCGAUGAAAACUCAACAGAAUGCUCGAAUUUAUAGUCAAUACGAUUCGACAGCUUUUCCCGAUGAACCAUUACAGAUUGUUCGUCCUGAUGAAACGCAUAAAAAUCUUGUAAUUGUCGAAGAAAAUAUCAAGUUUCUACAUUCAAUCAGAGAACCCGUAAGCAUAAUAUCGGUGGUGGGAAAAUUUCAUUCUGGUAAAUCCUACCUUAUGAAUCAAUUGAUGAGUAAAUCGAAAGGAUUUGGAAUCGGUUCCAAAGUGACACCAGAAACGAUGGGCAUUUGGUUAUGGGGAAAGCCAAUCAAAUUCGGUACAAGUGGGCAAGAAAAUCAUUGGACAUUGAUGCUUGAUACCGAAGGUUUUGCUGCCACAAACAUAUCGGAAAAUUAUGAUGCCAAAAUAUUUGCCGUUUCAACAUUGCUCAGUUCAACAUUAUUGUAUAAUUCAGUGAAAAUAAUUGAUCAAUCAGAUAUUGAUUAUCUUGAACUACUUGCAAGACGUACACAAUUAUUUGCAUUGAAAGCAGUAAUGGCACCACGAACAAAUUUAUCCAUCCAUGAUUUCCGAGAACCCAAAAAUUCGAUAAUCGAAUUGGAUUCACAAAUACUACAAUUUCCAUCAUUAAUCUGGGUUAUACAAGAUUUUGUUCAAGAUGUACAGGGUGAAAAAAAUUGUAAAAAUUGGCUCAUGAAAUUAUUGUCUACACAUACACGUGAAACAGAAUCAUAUUCAAUUUCGUUGAAAGAUAUAUUUCCAUCGGUUGAUUGUCAUACAUUAUUCAUUCCAAGUGCAAAUAAAUAUCAUUUAGCUGAUCUUUCACGUGCUGAUGAACAGGACCUGCUUUCGGAUUAUCGUAAAGAACGUGAUGAACUUAUUGUCAAAUUAAGCCAUAUGAUACGACCAAAAUAUCGUGAUUCAAUCCCAAUGACCGGUACAGAAUUGGUGCAUAUAUUCCGUGUACUUGUCAAUGCAGCCAAUUCAGGAUCAUUGACCGAAAUACCUAAUCGUUGGGAUACAUUUCUUGAUCGUUUGAAACAAUCCUCGAUUGAAGAAUGUUUUAAAUUCUAUGCAACUUAUAUGAAUAAUUUACUUGUUGAACAAGCCCGAAAUGAACCGAUUUCAAUGAGCUUUCUUCAUGAAUGGCAUGAAACAGCGUUACAAAAAUCGACUACAUUAUUACAAAAUCUUCUUCAAGGCCUCGAAAGUCAUCUGCAAGUAUCACAACAACAGCUUGUUGAUCAGAUUCGUAAUUCUUACAUACUAAUCAAAACGGUUAAUAAGCAAAAAAUUCAGAUGAGAAUUUUUGCCAUUCGAAAAAAACUUGAAACUGAUAUUUCAAAUAAAUUUUUUUCAUUCAAAUUUCCAGUCUUAAGCGAAGAAAUCAAAAACUUUGCCGAAAUACUUAAACCAAAUAUUUCUGAUCAAUUCUAUCAAGAGAUGCAAAAUUUAAUGCCCAAAGAUGAAAUGGCUGAGGAUAUGGAAUUCUUGGAUCGUUUCAUUGAUCUGACAGCUGGUUCUGCCAUUCUGGAAAAUAAUAAACAUUUGGAUAGAUAUUUUGAUGAAAAUAUUAAAUCAUCACUAGAGGAUGGAUUCUCUAAACUUCAAAUCAAUACUAUUCGACCGAAAUUAUAUCCGAAAUUUAUUGUUUAUCUCGAUGAAUUGGAAAAUAAUACCAAAGAAAUGUAUGAAAAUCGUGUACAACAUUUUGCUGUAGAAACAGUUAUUUAUAAUUCCAAAAUUUAUAAAUUGAACAAUUUGUUACAUGAAAAGAAACGUCUCAUACUACAAGAUCAAGAACUUGCCGUAGGUGAAUUUCUACGCAAUGAAACUUAUUUAUGUGCUACCGAAUUCAGUGGUCGUAUCUCAAAUGAACGGCUCAAAUAUCCAAUUGAUUUUGAUCGUUUUGACCAAAUUAUUGCUCAAGAAUCGAAUCGUAUCGAUGCUAAUUGUAUUCAACCAUUGAAUGCUUAUUCUGAUUAUAAAAUUCACAAAACAGUCAUAGAUGAAUUGAUUGAAAAUCUAAAACAAAUAACAAAAAAACGUUUGAAACAAAAUCUUGAUGCAUUUAAACAAGAAGUGGAAGCACCAUUAAAUACUGCCAAACAAAUAAUUAUAUCAUCAAAGGAUUUACAUUCGACAUUUUUUCGUUUUAAAAAAUAUGUAAAUGAUGUUUGUAUCAUUCACUUAGAUCAAGGACUUGCACAUGAAUGGUCAUUAAAAUUGAAAAAUAAAGUGAUUGAUUCAUUCAUUAAAGAAGAUCCAGAACUUUUUGCUCUUCUCGAAUCAAAACAGACAUUAUGGUCGACAAUUGUUGGAUUUUUUCAAUGGUUACUCAGCUUUAUUGGAUAUUAAUUUUGGCCAUAUAUAUGAUGAUGCAAUACACAAUACAACCGAAUAUGAUACCUUUGAUUCAUUCAUUCAUACAUACAAUUAAUUCUUUUUUUUUUAGUGUGAUCCUAACCUAACGAUAUUAUUAUCAAUUUGAAUUAUUUAACAGAUUUAGGUGUGUAUGUUUUGUAAUAAUGCAUGUAAAAUAAGUUUAUGAUGUUAACCAAAUUUUUUUUUCUUUCAU
Messenger RNA from Dermatophagoides farinae (American house dust mite), 2710 nucleotides. RefSeq lists its product as uncharacterized. NCBI's taxonomy places the organism in Eukaryota, Metazoa, Arthropoda, Arachnida, Sarcoptiformes, Pyroglyphidae. The record is from RefSeq and is a predicted model, not a curated record. Gene Ontology annotation, molecular function: GTP binding; GTPase activity.